Molecule: messenger RNA, 3796 nt
Organism: Triticum aestivum (bread wheat)
Lineage: Eukaryota; Viridiplantae; Streptophyta; Magnoliopsida; Poales; Poaceae
Product: receptor like protein kinase S.2
Exons: 20
Coding region: 196-3573 (1125 amino acids)
Biological process (GO): protein phosphorylation
Molecular function (GO): ATP binding; protein binding; protein kinase activity
Source: RefSeq, a predicted model, not a curated record
GGCGAGCUCUUUAGUUUUUAAUUAGUCUUGCAGGUUCGAUGUAAUUGCGUGUUGCAAUAUCCUAAUCCAACCCAGGACUCUGUCCUCCUCCUUCACCCAUCAAAGGGCCAACCACACCCCACUCGUUCUUAUCUCGUCUUGUGCUCCCAUUGCUGCAUCGUGUUUGCAGUUCGUCUUCUCCCGCUUUUCAGUAGGAUGGAAAACAAGUUAGUGGACGGAACAGCUGAUGAGAAAAUCGAGAAAAGGAGGCUACCAUACCGAUUGAUAAAAAAAAUUACCAAUGACUUCGAUAAGGAGCGAAUACUUGGCAGUGGUACAUUCGGAACAGUUUACAAGGGUGUUUUUGAAAAUGGAGAAGAUAUUGCUGUCAAGGUACUACAUAACAGCAUAUCAGGACUUGAUGGUGAGGAAUUUCGAAAAGAAUUCCAAAUCCUUAGGGAGCUCAAGCAUCAAAACGUUGUGGAGUUGGUGGGCUUCUGCAAUGAACCAGAGGAAGUACUUGUAGAGCACGAGGGAAAACAAGUGGUUGCUCUUGAGAUGCAUAGGGCGCUCUGCUUUGAGUAUGUACACAAUGGUAGUCUUCAUACUUAUAUUUCAGAAGUAUAUACAGGACUUAACUGGCACACACGUUACAAAAUAAUAAAAGGGAUAUGUGAGGGUUUAAAAUAUCUUCGAGGGGGGUUGAAAUCUUCUAUAUGGCAUCUGGACUUGAAGCCUGAUAACAUAUUGCUAAAUAACAAAAUGAUACCAAAAAUUGCUGACUUUGGUUUAUCAAGGCUCCUUGGUGAAGAAAAAACAAGAAAAACCCUCAAAUGUUUUGGAACACGUGGAUAUUGGGCACCGGAAUUCAUAAACCAUCAAGUAAUCUCGGAAUACUCUGACAUAUUUAGUUUAGGUGUUAUAAUCGUAAAGAUAAUGAUCGGGUCCGAAGGGUACACACGAAUUGCUGAUAUGACGACUCGGAAAUUUGUUAAGCAUGUACAUGAAAGCUGGAGGGGAAAACUACAUGGCAUAGCAAAGCCCAGAUCACUUGAAGUAUACUGCAAUCAAGUGAAGAGAUGCAUUGAGAUAGCAUUACAAUGCUUGAAACCGAACAGGCAAGAAAGGCCUACUAUAGAGAAUAUCAUUUCUAGUUUGAACGAGACAGAAUCAAUGAUAGGUGACCGAGGGCUGCAGAUAGAGCAGUUUGACGAUGGUGGAGAUUCCGUCCCUCAUUCCAUGAGUAGCAUCACCUCCGAAACUUCUUCAGAAGGAAAAGGUGAAACCAGGAGGCCCAAUUACAAGUGGAACAGCUUCCAUCAUCCGACUGCAGUGAAAUACGACUACGACGUACUGCAAAAUAUGACAGAUGAUUUCUCUAAGGAUCGACUAAUCGGUACCGGUAGAUUUGGAGAUGUGUACAAGGGAGUCAGUAAAGAUGGACAAGUCAUUGCUGUGAAGCACUUCCGUUCGGUUGACGAGAAGCUAUUCCAAGAUGCAUUCCGAUACCAUGUGCUGGCCCAGCAUCAAAAUAUUGUCAAAUUAGUUGGCUACUGCCACUCAGUUCAACAACCAAAGUUGACCAUAGUAGUAGAUAGCGACGGAGGUAUCUUUAUUGUUUCCGCCGAGGAUCGUCGUCAGGAGGUGCUCUGCCUGGAAUACAUGGCAAAUGGAUCUCUUGAACGGUACAUUUCAGACGAGUGUUCUGGACUCAAUUGGCACUUACGAUAUGGAAUAAUCAAGGGCAGUUGUGAAGGCUUAAGAUACCUCCAUGAGGAAUUAGAAAGUCCUAUUAUCCAUAUGGGCCUGGCACCUAGCACAAUAUUGCUUGAUGAGAAUAUGAUUCCGAAAAUAGGAGGUAUUGGUAUGUCAAAACUUGUUUACAAACAAACCAGCCUCAGAGGAACUUUCUUGGGAUUUCCCGGGGAAACAUCUUUGGUGGGAUCAGUCGCAUAUAUGCCGCCAGAAUUCAUUGAUAAACAAGUAAUCACAAAACAAUAUGACAUAUACAGCUUGGGCGUUGUCAUCAUAGAGAUAAUAACAGGGAAGAGACACUUUCCCAAAAGUGAUGAACUGUCUUCCAAGGAGUUUAUCGAGUGUAUUCAUAAAAGAUGGACGAAUCAGCUACAUGCAACAUGUAUGGGCACCUGGGUGGAAGGAUAUUCCCAACAAGUAAAGAAAUGCAUCGAAAUAGCGUUCAACUGCAUGGAUCAUGAGAGACUCAAAAGGCCCGCCAUUGGUGACAUUGUCAACAUGUUGAAGGACACAGAAACUGUUGAGCUGCUCAAUGUGCACCCUCUAGAGCUAUGCUUCCCCUUGGAUCCAAAGAAGGCCACCUAUUUCUCACUGCUGCUAAACAACAAGGGAGAUGACCGUGUCGCAUUCAUGCUUGCGGCCAAGAGCCCAACAAGUUACCUAGCAAAGUUUCCACUCUGCGGCUUCGUGCCGCCAAGCUGCACCUACACUCUUGUCCUGGCGACGCGGAAGCAAUCUAAGUCGAAACCGCCAUCAGAGAGCCCUGAGUUCAUCGUGCUACAGAGCAUCGCAGUGGGUGCUCAUGACCUCUGUCAUAAUGGUCAAGGUUCUGUCACUGCUUUCUACGAUGACAUGUUUAAGGAAGCCAAAAAGAUGGCGGAUGAUGAGGUGCAGGAGGUGACGCUGAAGGUCGUUCGUGAUCCACUAGUUGAAGCAAAGACGUCUAAGGUAAGCCUGAUUGAUAUCAUAGCUACACAGAAUUCUCAGCAAGUUAUGUCGAUAGAUGUGCAUCCAGCAGAGCCAUGGAUCAUGACGACGCAUCACUGGGGGGCACUUCAUUUUUGGAACUACAAGAGUAUGGCAAUAUUGAGUUCCUUCCAAGUCACCGAGGAACCAGUUUAUGCAGCCAAAUUCAUCCCAAAAGAGAAAUGGGUUGUCGCCGGUGAUGGCAAUGGCUGCAUUCUUGUGUACAGUUACGAAGAACACCAAGAUGUGACGAGCUUUGAUGCUCAUCGUACUAGCAUCACAUGUUUGGCUGUGCAUCCGACACGGCCUUUUGUGCUGUCAUCGUCGUAUGACGAUCAUCUGAUUAAGAUUUGGGAUUGGGAGAAGGACUGGGAGUGCACUCGAACAUUUGAGGGGCACAACAGGGUGGCGCAAAUGACGUUUAACUUGGACAACACCAGCAGUUUCGCCAGUGCUUCAUCGGAUGGCACGGUCAAGAUAUGGAGUGUUGAUUCUGAUGAUGGUAAAAUCAUCACACUGGAUGGGCUCUGCGUUGACUACUUCACGCGCCGUGAUCGGCAGCAUCUGAUCACCGGCACUAAGGACGGCACUGCACAGAUCUGGAACUUGGAGAUGGAAGCUGGAUGUGUUGAAAGGCUAGAAGGGCACAGAGGACGUAUCACUAUCGUCCAUUUGCACCCCGAGCUUCCGCUGCUGAUUACAGGCUCACUUGACGGCACUGUCAGUCUAUGGAACUCCACUACCUAUAAGAUCGAGAAUAUAAUUGCUUUCAACCUGGGCGCAGUUUGUGCAUUUGGUUAUGUAAAGGCCUCGAGAAGGAUGGUGGUUGGAUGCCACAAUGGAAUAGCCACGGUGGAAAUACCUUCUUCUUGAACUUCAUGUUGGAUAGCAAAAAUAACAACAAGGAUUGUUUGAUGGAAUCCAACUGAAACUUGAUAGAUUUCACUCAAUGCCUAAAGUGUGAGGGGGGAAGUGAAAACCACCUAUGGCCCCACCCAAUCCUGCCACGCAUCUACUGACAUUGUUGUAUUUAUGAUUUCACCAAUUCCAACAUAAGUGUGAGUGCACCAAAGAACAGUUCGGUUUGUUUUGUAUG